This is a messenger RNA of Scomber japonicus (chub mackerel), 2801 nucleotides long. It is a transcript of the gene st6galnac, whose product is annotated as ST6 (alpha-N-acetyl-neuraminyl-2,3-beta-galactosyl-1,3)-N-acetylgalactosaminide alpha-2,6-sialyltransferase. Gene Ontology annotation, molecular function: sialyltransferase activity. The transcript has 10 exons. NCBI's taxonomy places the organism in Eukaryota, Metazoa, Chordata, Actinopteri, Scombriformes, Scombridae. The record is from RefSeq and is a predicted model, not a curated record. The coding region runs from base 407 to 1885 and encodes 492 amino acids.
CUCCACACUAGAUGAGCAGCACAGAGCUCUUUCUAACUUAGGAGGAAUAUUGUCUGGAGUGUGAUUACCAUGAGGAGAAAGAUUUUGCUACCAUGGGAUACACACAGAGGACCUGGCUAGUGCGGUGUUGAGAGAAGUCCAGAGUGAGUGGAGCCCAGAGUCUUGCUGCUGAGGGCUAAUUAAAUCCCACACCAUCACCAUCACCAUCACUGACACCCCACCCUCCUCUCCCAUCCCCUCCUCUCCUGUGGCUUGACCAGAAGAGAGCAGAAAGAAGAAAAAAAAGACUGUCCUGAGCGAGAGAGCAUCCUCGCCUGCCCUCCUCAUGUUCCUUCAGGCAGAGCGGAGGGCAGGGCCUGAAGCACACGCACCGCCGUGCCGGCCGGGGUCACGAGCUCCGUGAGUGAUGGGGAUGGGGCACCAGAAGAAGCUGGUGCUGGGUGGGUUGACCGCAAGCUCCGUGUUCCUCUACAUCCUGUGUGUGAACCUGGAGAGUUCUAUGACCUGGUCCAUCUCGCCUCUGAAACAUUUUCAUAACUUCUCGCUGGUGUUGUGGAGCGACUCACGAGACUCUGAGGAGCCUCUCAACAGACAGAUCAACAGUGACCAGCAGCAGACCCAUCCGCCCCCUACCUUAACCCCCUACCCAGGAACAGCUCCGCCUAAACACACACGUGCCACCACACACACUCCAAAAUUAAAGACUCAUAAAGACUCAGAUAUAGUUGCUGGAGAGAAACCAGCAGAGGAAAAAGUGCUGGAUGUGUCAAACUCUAGCUCGAAGUCUGAUGGUGUGGAUAAAGCCAAAACCGGGACCAUCACCAAGGGCCCCGCACCGAAACCACCGAAACCUCCGGAACCUCCGGAGCCCGCAAAGGCACGCGGACCAACAGAUCCUCCCUUCAUCGGAGACAGUUACAUGAAGGAAGAUCACCCUCCACAAACAGACUGCCCGGACGGUAUCCGAAAUACAAUUGCAAAGACAGACUUCGGUGGGCGUUUUCUGAAGAAUAUUCCGGUCCUACAGUGGGCCAAUCACAGUACUCGUGAACAGCACGAACGCCUGAAGAAGUACCCAGGAGCACACGGCUGGGGAGGGAUCGAUUACAAUACACUGGUGGAAACUCUCACUGUGCUCAACACGUCUGCGAACUGGCAGAUGUUAGACGACUGGAAGCAACUCAGCAACGGGUCUCAGUGUAUCCGCUGUGCUGUGGUGGGGAACGGAGGGAUACUGAAGGACUCAAAGAAAGGGAAGGAGAUCGACAGUCAUCAUUACGUCUUCAGGACCAACGGGGCGAUCAUAAAUGGCUUCGAGCAGGACGUGGGGUCUCGGACCACCCACUACACAUUCUCCACCAACACACUGAUGAACUCAAUGAGGAGCUACGCAGGCGUCGGGUAUAAAGGACCCCCUGUGACUAAGGAAACACGAUACGUCUUUCUGCCUGAUCACGACCGUGAUUACCUGCUGAUGAAGGCUGCAGCGACACACACUCUGGUGGAUAGAGGCAAAGAGCGAGGCAAAGACCCAACCAGGUACUUUGGAAAGGACGUGUCGGCACAGAAGUUGAAAAUGUACCAUCCUGAUUUCAUCCGUUACCUCAGAAACAGAUUCCUUCGAUCUCAUGCUCUGAAAACCAAAUAUAAGAACAUUUACCGUCCGUCAACGGGUGCUGCGAUGCUGUUGGCUGCAAUGCACACUUGUGACAAGGUGAGCGCAUACGGCUUCAUGACCCCAGACUAUAAGAACUACUCUGACCACUACUACGACAGGAAAUUUCACUCAGUGGGCUUCUUCAUCAACCACGACCUGCGAAUGGAAAUGAAUCUGUGGCAGCAGCUGCACCAGGCGGGGCUCAUACAGCUCUACAUGCACAAGUGAAUUGACAUGGACCAGAAAUGAACUCAGCUUGUCUAAUCAGCACAUGUUACCAGCACAGACGGGAGGAGACGGGAAGUUCAAAAGAGGACAAUCCUUCUGGCCUCCCUUUUAAAAUGACUGUUCGCGACUCUCUGACUUGAGCAAAACAAAACAAAAAGCAGUAGCAGAGGUUUUCUUUUCAUGAAGGAAACAAGGAUUUUUUUUUAACUGACAGCUGCUAUGAUUGUUCAGGGCGCAGAUUUAGUUUUAUUUAUCAAACUUUUUGUUUUUUUUAAUGGUUUCUAUCUAGCUCCACAACAUUUUUUGGUGAUUUGUGGGUCAGAAUAGGUCCAGGUUAAAUAUAGUUGAAAAGAUUUUAGUUACUGUAGCAGCGUGGUCGUGUGCUACGUCCCCAGAGGAUAAAUCUUAACAGGUUUUCACUUAUCUAGUGAAAUGUUUCAUCAUGUACCAGACAGAAUGACACAAACUGUUGUACAGACUUUCACAGUUCCCAGAUGAUGUAUCCUAAUUACUUUUUUUUCACUUUUAUGACCAAAUCUAAUGACAUUCCCCUCUGCCUCUGGUAUUUAGUGCUAAUUUGUGAAUGUUAGCAUGCCAACACAAACACACACACACAUCUUACCUGCUAGUUAAAUGAUAUGGAUGGUGAUCUUCUGUGUUUUUCUUAUUGUCAACAAAUACAUACAAGUAUCAUGUGUGUAUUCAAAGCCUGAUAUGUCUUAUUCGUCUGUGGAGUAGACCUCUAUUGUUCUCCAAUAAUGAUUUAAAAUCAUGUCAGUGAGCUACAUCGCUACACUGGGUGACAUGUUCCUUCAUAACAAAGAUUACGGUCACGUUAAUUUUGUUUGUAAAUGGCUCCAAAGAUUAAUAACAAUCACAUUUUCAGUCUCUGCAGAGUAGUUCUGUGUAAAGCUGA